Molecule: messenger RNA, 3964 nt
Organism: Pezoporus flaviventris
Lineage: Eukaryota; Metazoa; Chordata; Aves; Psittaciformes; Psittacidae
Gene: RGS14
Product: regulator of G protein signaling 14
Exons: 15
Coding region: 781-2694 (637 amino acids)
Biological process (GO): regulation of G protein-coupled receptor signaling pathway; signal transduction
Molecular function (GO): G-protein alpha-subunit binding; GTPase activator activity; microtubule binding
Source: RefSeq, a predicted model, not a curated record
CGGGGAUGCUGCGGGGCCGCGGGCCGCGCCGGUAGCGCGCUCGGCCGGGCGGUGCCAGGCAUGCAGGGCAAGGCCAAGCUGCUGCUGGUCCACAACGGCCGCAUGGGUCCGGCUGUGUCAGAUGGAGGUAAGACUGCUCUUUGCUCUGCUGGAGCCCAGCAUCAUCGGCAGGGGAGGGGGAAGCCAGAGGCAGCCUGAUGCCAGGGGCAAGGAGCUAGCCGAGAGCCAGGUCCUGUGUCAGUACAGGCUGUGCCAUGGGCGAGUGCAUAGCCGGGCCCCUGCGGUUCUGGGAUGAGCCCUCUGAAAGGGACUCACCAUACCCCCAUUCAUCCCAUUGUGCCUGUCCCUCCUGCUCAGCUGGCACCCUUGGGUGCUGAGGGCUGAGAGGCUUCCUGGGGCAAGCAGAACCUGGGUACCAGACAGCCCCCGGCUUCCUGAGGGAGUCUGUUUGUCCAUCUGUCUCAUUGUGUAUCAGAUAUCUCAGUCCAUUCACCCAUCUCCGUCCCGCUGCAGGAUCCUUCCAAUGCGGGAUGCUGGUGGCUGAUGUUCCCACAGGCAGAGUGUGUGCACUUACCCCCUGUUCUGGACAGGAGGGAAAGGGUGGGGAGCCCAGCAAAGCAGGAGCCUGACUCCUCCUCUGCUCCUGCCAGCUUUGCUGGGAGAGACCUUUACCUUCUCUUGCAAAUGACUCUCUUGCCAAUUGCUCACCAUCCAAACCAGUUCAAAAGCUGGAGUUGCCCUUGGGAACUUCCAUCUUUUUGAUGGAGGGAUUACAUUGGAAUGCUUGGUCACCUUGGGUUUCCCCAGGAGAGGGUUUCCUCUGGGUUGGGAGCUGGAGAUGACACUUUCUGUGCCCUCCUCUCACUGGGUUUGUUCCUCGUCAUGGCUGGAGGAAUGGUGAACGAAAUCAGGACCCCUACCCAUCCUCUGAGCUUCCCUCCAUGCUGUGUGCAUCCCAGGUCCCCUUCCUCCCCACUUUCCCUCCCUGGCUGGGUGCCUUCCCCACACAUCCGCUUUGUUCCCCUGGGAAAGUUAAACGCCUCCAGGGCCCGCGGCAGCAACCACAGUGUGAACAGCCUGCCGGGACCCUCUGCCUGCUGCAGCUCUGCUCCGGGGUCUGUGGUCAGCUGGGCUGAAUCCUUCGAGACGCUGCUGCAGGACCGUGUGGCUGUCACCUACUUCACUGAGUUCCUCAAAAAGGAGUUCAGCGCUGAAAAUGUCUACUUCUGGCAGGCAUGCGAGCGGUUCCAGCAGAUCCCGGCCAGCAACACGCAGCAGCUGGCCCAGGAGGCACGGCGGAUUUACGAUGAGUUCCUCUCCAGCCACUCCAUCAGUCCCGUGAACAUCGACAAGCAGGCCUGGAUUGGGGAGGAGAUGCUGGCCACCCCCUCCCCAGACAUGUUUCGCACCCAGCAGCUCCAGAUCUUUAACCUGAUGAAGUUUGACAGCUACACACGCUUCGUGAAAUCCCCGCUCUACCAGGCCUGCCUGCGGGCAGAGAGCCAGGGGCAGCCCCUGCCCGACCUGCGGCCCCACUCCCGCAGCAGCAGCCCUCCGCCCGACCUCAGCAAGAAGUCAAAGCUGAAGCUGGGCAAGUCCCUGCCUCUGGGUGUGGAGACGGCAGGCAGUGGUGCCAACCGCAGCCCCCGCCGCUCCUUCAGGAAGGGAGAGAGGAGGGAGCCCUCCUGGGCAGAUGGGGGAGAAGGUGGUGGGAGUGCCAUGCUGUGGCGGGAGUCCCAGGGCUCACUCAACUCCUCCGCCAGCCUGGACCUGGGCUUCCUGUCUUCAGGAAGCACGGCCCCAAGCCCCUGGACAGAGGGCCAUCGGAAGAGUCUGGGGGGCAGUGAGGCAGAGCUGCCAGCCAAGCCCAUGAAGUACUGCUGUGUGUACCUGCCCGACGGCACAGCCUCGCUGGCCUCCAUCCGGCCUGGCCACUCCAUCCGUGACAUGCUGGCGGGGAUUUGUGAGAAACGUGGCUUCAGCCUCCCCGACAUCAAGGUCUACCUGGUGGGGAAUGAGCAGAAAGCGCUGGUGCUGGACCAGGAGUGCUCCGUAUUGGCAGACCAGGAAGUGAAGCUGGAGAACAGGAUAAGCUUUGACCUGGAAAUCUCCUCCCUCAAGAAGACCAUCCGCAUCACAGCAAAGCCAACCAAGCGCAUCCGGGAAGCUCUGCAGCCUGUGCUGGGGAAGUACGGUGUGAGCGUGGAGCUGGUGCUGCUGCGGAGGCAAGGUGAGCUGGCUGCCCUGGACCUGGAGAUGCUGGUCAGCACAGUGGCUGCUCAGAAACUUGUCCUGGAAACGCCAGCAGACAUGCGAGUGACAGGGAGUGCUGCGGCUGCCCCAUCCCCACUCAGGAGUGAGGAGGGAAGCCCAACAGAAGAGCCUGAUACACUGUGGGAGAUGUCUUCCUCCUUCUCUCGGGCCCAUUCUUCUGCUGCCACAAACCUGAACCGCCGCACCUAUGACCUGGAAGGGCUCGUGGAGCUGCUGAACCGUGCCCAGAGCUGCCGGGCCAACGACCAACGUGGGCUGCUCUCCAAGGAGGACCUGGUCUUGCCUGACUUCCUCCAGCUCCCUGAGCAGGACAGCAGCGCCUGCGAGGGGCCGGAUCGCCCGGGCUCUGAGGGGAGCAGCCAUCCCCAGCCCGCAGAGCCCACUCCAGCUCAGCCUCCAGUUGACCACGAGCUCCGAUGAGUUCUGCUGCACGUCUGCACCGGCGUGUGGUGCCCUCGGGCCAUGCCGGGGUUCAACAUGGGCUCAACCAGCCCCUGCCCUGCACUGCCAACACUGCCCGGACCACAGAUCCAUCCACGUCCUGCCCCAAACUGUCGUGUCGUGUCACUGUGAGUGGUUGAGCAGCUGCCAUUGCCCCUCAGUGGGUCACAUCCUGGUGCACGUUAAGGGUGUCCUGUACAUAGUUUGAACCCUCGUUGCAAAGCACUUUGCAACAUCUCACGUGCCUGGCACUGUCCUACCCAGUGCCUGUGGCAGAGCUGCCCGCCCAGCAAAUCCUGCCUGUGCUGGGCUGGCACAGCCCCACUGACUGUUUGGGUAGGGAAAGCACCCAAAAGGUGUUCAGGAUAGAGAGGGUGGGGUGGCAGCCCCAACCCUAGUGCUGUGGGCAGGCAGGGUCAGAAGUGUCCAGAGCUGAGGGCUGGAUCCGGUCCCUGACCCUGCAGGAAUAGGGAUUCCCCAUAGUUGGAGUGCAUGGUCCUGCAGGCCCUGCAGAGCAGGUUGUUACUGUCCACACUGUGUGAGUAUGGCUGGGCCUGAUAAUGCCAUGACAGCACUGCUGUGGAGCAGGGUGCCUGGUUCCUGCGCCACACAGACCACAGGUCGUGCCAAAGGAGGCUUUCUCCCCCUUGCAGAGAGACCCUGUGGCUCCUGGGUGUCUGCUGAAGCGACCCACAGGAGCAGAUCCCAGUAGGUCCCCUGCCCCAGCCUGGUCAGGACUGGAGGUGUUCAGCUCUCUGAUGCCAGAGGAAUGCAGCAUCCCUGGGUGCUGAGCAUCUCAGCCUGUGUGCAGGUACCCAGCGUGUGCCCAGCCUGCCAUCUCUGCCAGCGGCUGGGCUGGGCUGUAACCUUGAGCCCAGCUCUGCCAGACCUGGUUGUGCUCUACAGGUCCCCAUCCCCAGCAGCCCCAUGUCCCCAGAGGUCCCAGAUCCAGUCUGUGAUGGAAGCAUUCCCCCCAACAGCCAAGUGAUCCCUCCAUUGUCCUCACUUGCUGGGGCCCUGCUUGGCUGUGCCCUGGGGUCACCGCUCUGCCACCACUGCCCGGCAAGAGACAGAGGGUGACCCAAGGUAGCCCUGUAGCUCACGCAGGGACAAGGGCCAUGGCCACCCAGCCCCACACUGCCGUGGCCAGCUGCAGCCCUGCAGCCCUGGUCACAGCCCUCUGUGUCUGUGGUGCUGCUCAGUCCUGUCUGUCCUGUGAAACCAGGGGAAAUAAAAAGCAUUGCCUUGA